UCCUCGUGGGGAACCCGGUGCUGAGAGGUCGUGUGAACGCGCCCGCCAGGCCCGGUGCGCGCCUGCGCAGACGACCGGCGUCCGUCGUCAUGACAGCGCCCGGAGGCCCUGGGUCUUGGAGUGAAAAUAUCCUGCAGUAUUUCCUGCGAAGGAAGGAGAUUGCAGCAGAAGAUGGUGCCGAGGUCACGUGGUAUCAUGCAGCUAACAGCAAGGCACAGCUGGAGGAGGCGCUGGGCAGUGCUGCUCUCAUGCUUGAGGCCGAUGUCCUGCUGGCCAGCGAGGGGCCAAGCCGUGGGCAGCCGGUCAUGGCCCAUCCUCCCGAGACCAGCAGUGACAUUUCCCUCCAGCAGUGGCUCACGGAGGUGGUGAGGAGCAGUAAAGGCAUCAAGCUGGAUUUCAAGAGCCUGGCAGCCGUGGCACCAUCCAUGGUGCUCCUGAAGGAGAUGGAGGAGCAGCUGCAGCGGCCUGUGUGGAUCAAUGCCGACGUGCUCCCAGGGCCCAAUGGAGCACAUCCAGCAGUGGAGGCAGGGCCAUUCAUAGACGCCGUGACGUCCUUCUUCCCAGAUGUGACCCUCUCCCUGGGCUGGGCCACCGGAUGGCACGCUGAGAAGCCCAACGAAGGGUACAGCUGGGCAAUGGUGGAGGCGAUGGAGCGUGUCUGCCGGGAGCUCCAGCAGCCCGUCACCUUCCCAGUGCGUGCGGCCCUUGUCAGGCAGUCCUGCUCUGAGCUCCGCUGGCUGCUGGGGAAGUCCGACAGGUACAGCCUGACUAUUUGGACUGGGAAAAACGAUAACUAUGUCCUGGAAGAUUUGCUUUAUAUUAGAGAAUAUUUUGAUAAAAGCAAAGUUUUCUAUGACCUCUUGGAGCCCCAAGAUCGUGAAUUCAAACAAGCCAUUGGAAUUAAAAUCUCCUAAGAAGAUUUCCCCAGAAUGAUGCCCUCUGGUUUCUGAUGUUGCUGUUUCCGUCCAUGCAAAUUGUGGUGCUUCAUCCAGUGGAGAAGCACUUUCCAUGCCUGGCCCCUGUCCCCAUAUCACUGCACGGAAAUAAGGGGCACGACCUCGGGACACUGUAUGUGCACAGAAACAUCUGGAAUGGAUGCUUGCUCAGGAGCCUGCUGCUUGGGACCUUGGGGAGAAGUCGUUCUGCUGCAAGUGAUUGUGACAAAGCACAGUGCCCUGAUGGGAUCAAAGAUAAACAUGUGUAUCAUGAAGAUGCUAAGACAUGUGGCACCCUAUUCCCUUACUUCCUGGAAAGCUGCCUAUUUCAAAAAAGUAAGAAUGCAUUAAACAGUAAUUUUAACUUUCA
Messenger RNA from Ochotona curzoniae (black-lipped pika), 1305 nucleotides. RefSeq names its product family with sequence similarity 151 member B (gene FAM151B). Bases 90 to 914 code for a protein of 274 amino acids. NCBI's taxonomy places the organism in Eukaryota, Metazoa, Chordata, Mammalia, Lagomorpha, Ochotonidae. The record is from RefSeq and is a predicted model, not a curated record. The transcript is spliced from 6 exons.